UUUCUCGUUUUUUAAAUGAUCUGAAUUGUGCACAGUAUUUAUCAUGGUGUGUUUUGUAUCUCAUGCAAAGACACAACAUCACAUUAAUUGUAGUUCGUUUAUUUGCAAAAUGCAGUGCACAAGAGGUUAAUGAAAAAAACAACACACACAAAAGAGAACUAGAUUUUCGUUUUUAAGGAACUUGAAUGUGACGUCGUUACAUUUGAAAAAAAAAGUGAUUCCGAACUGAACACAGGAAGCGGGUGCUUACUGUCCACAACAACGACGUUUAAAAAAAAAAAAAAAAAAAAGAAACACUCGCUAGCUCAGCGCAAGCCCUGCAAAAAUAGACUCCACAAAAACAGAAGCGAAACGAGCGAGACCGGCUUUUUCUGGGUUGCUGACAAGAGUGCUAAAGCUAAAUUAAAAGCAGUCUCACUGAACGGUGCAAGAAGACCCGUAUUUCCACCUGUUCGGAUAUAUACAUUACACAGGAAAUACAGAAUUACAAAGUGCUAAGAUAGCUGAACGACAGGCGCAUCCACGGGCCCCAUGGGAAAUCUCCUAAAGGUGCUGGCUUGCGCCGAACUUGAGCAUGGCCAAAUAUUUUUCCUUGACUUUGAAAAUGCCCAGCCGACUGAGGCGGAGACUGCAGUGUGGAACCAGGUGAACGCCGUGCUGGAGGUGGCUCAUGGGAUACUAGCGGAGCUGCAGUCCUAUAAUGGGGCAGGGCAGGAGAUACGAGAGGCCAUUCAGAACCCCUGUGACCUUCAGCUGCAAGAACAGGCCUGGAAUGCAGUCUGUCCCUUAGUGGCCAAACUGAAGCGCUUCUACGAGUUCUCUCUGAGACUGGAGAACGCCUUGCGCAGCCUGCUGGAGGCGCUCACGAGCCCCCCCUACGCCCCGAUGCAGCACCUGGAGAGAGAGCAGGCCCUGGCCAAGCAGUUCGCUGAGAUCCUGCACUUCACACUCAGCUUUGACGAGCUCAAGAUGACAAACCCGGCCAUUCAGAAUGAUUUCAGCUACUAUAGGAGAACCCUCAGCAGGAACCGGCUAAACAACCUACAGCAUGACGCUGAGAACGAGGUCAACAACGAGAUGGCCAAUCGGAUGUCUCUGUUCUACGCGGAGGCCACGCCCAUGCUGAAGACCUUGAGCAAUGCCACCACCAAAUUUGUGUCCGAGAACAAGACUCUGCCCAUUGAAGACACAACAGACUGCCUGAGCACCAUGGCCUGUGUGUGCCGGGUCAUGCUGGAAACACCAGAGUACCGGUGUCGGUUCACUAACACAGACACCAUGCUGUUCUGCAUGCGGGUGAUGGUGGGAGUCAUCAUCCUGUACGACCAUGUGCACCCUGUCGGGGCCUUCGCUAAGACCUCCAAGAUCGACAUGAAAGGCUGCAUCAAAGUGUUAAAAGAGCAGCCUUCAAACAGUGUAGAAGGGCUGCUGAAUGCUCUGAGGUACACCACGAGGCAUCUAAAUGAUGACAGCACCUCCAAGCAGAUCCGAGCCAUGCUGCAGUGAGUGGGACAGAGACGGGGGGAGGAGGGGUCCCUGGGAGAGGCUCGGAGACGAGCAGCAGGGUGGGGCCAUCUCCACUGCGAAACCUCAGAGACGUGUUUGUUUACAUAAAUUAAUGCAAAACAAUUUUAAUGUUAAUAAUAUACCCCCCCCCCCCAAAAAAAAAAAAUCAUCAUCUCCGUGUCUCGUUUUGUAAGAAAAAAACUAAAUAUGAACAAAAAGAAAAAAAAAAGAUAUAUAAAAGUUAAACUUAAAAAAAAAAAAUCCAUAUAUUUGAUUCUGCAUCAGUACAAUGUAAUGCUGGAGUGCAUUUUUUGCACCCACUGAAAAAGCUGCCAUCUGGUUUGUUUCACUGUAAUGAAAGUAGAAUACAUGGUUCAGUAUUGCAUUGAAUGCUUUUUAAUUUCAGACCAUUUCCCUCACUGCUGAAUCAUUGCCUGAAUUAAAUAACAAAUUACAGAGGCUGUAACUGGAGACAGAGCAGUGCUACGGCGCUGCUGAAUCACAGGACUUUGUAGGCAAUAACCUGGCUUUAGUGGGGCUGCCUAAACCCAGGCAUUUGUGUUGAUACUUUCACUUGGUAUGAUCAAUCCAAACAACGCCUGACGUGCUGUCAUUUCCCCCGUAUGGCCGCAUUCAAUCACAUUCUCCAUAAGGUCUGUAAGGGAAUAACGCCCUAAGUUCUUGUUACUUUAACCUUCUAACAAGCUACUGUACAGUAAUAAAAACAUCUCCUCUGA
Messenger RNA from Acipenser ruthenus (sterlet), 2243 nucleotides. Its product is annotated as CYFIP-related Rac1 interactor A-like. Gene Ontology annotation, molecular function: small GTPase binding. NCBI's taxonomy places the organism in Eukaryota, Metazoa, Chordata, Actinopteri, Acipenseriformes, Acipenseridae. The transcript is spliced from 11 exons. Gene Ontology annotation, biological process: regulation of actin filament polymerization. The record is from RefSeq and is a predicted model, not a curated record. Bases 532 to 1506 code for a protein of 324 amino acids.